AACUGUCUCAGCUGGGUUUGAAUGAACGUGGCGGGGCGGGGAGCGCGUGGAGCUGACAGACAGUCUCGUGUCCGGCACGCGCGCGUUCUCACACCUCCGAAAGCACAAUGCUGGAAACGAAGUUUUUGGCCACGAAAUGAAUCCUGCCAACGAAACCCGAGUGGAGAGAAGUGCAGAACAACAUCUGUUCACCGUGAGCACCUACAAACUUCUCGCUUUGACCAUCGGGACCAUUGGGGCGUUCGGCUUCUGCAACAAUGUUGUUGUCAUCGUCCUCUUCUGUAAAUUCAAGCGGCUCCGCACGCCCACUAAUUUGCUGCUGGUCAACAUUAGUUUGAGUGAUUUUCUGGUUUCCGUCAUCGGGAUAAACUUUACGUUUGCUUCGUGCGUCGAACGCGGAUGGAUUUGGAGCCAGGCGACAUGCGUGUGGGACGGAUUCAGCAACAGCCUAUUUGGCAUAGUUUCCAUCAUGACUUUGGCAGCCCUGGCCUAUGAGCGGUACAUCCGCGUGGUCCACGCCCAGGUGGUGGACUCCUGGGCGUGGCGGGCCAUUGCCCACAUCUGGCUGUACUCGCUGGCCUGGACGGGAGCUCCUCUGCUGGGAUGGAACCGCUACACUCUGGAGAUCCACCAGCUGGGCUGCUCUCUGGACUGGGCAUCGAAGGACCCCAACGACGCCGCCUUCAUCCUCUUGUUCCUCCUGGCGUGUUUCUUUGUGCCUGUGGGCAUCAUGAUCUACUGCUAUGGGAACAUCCUCUAUACUGUGCAGAUGCUGCGCUCCAUCCAGGACCUCCAGACGGUCCAGAUCAUCAAGAUCCUGCGCUAUGAGAAGAAGGUGUCCGUCAUGUUCCUGCUGAUGAUCUCCUGCUUCCUGCUUUGCUGGACGCCCUACGCCGUCGUGUCCAUGAUGGAGGCCUUCGGCAGGACCAGUCUGGUUUCCCCCACGGUGGCCGUCAUCCCCUCGUUCUUCGCCAAGUCCAGCACGGCCUACAACCCUCUCAUCUAUGCCUUCAUGAGCAGAAAGUUCCGGCGCUGCUUGUUGCAGCUGCUCUGCUCCCGGCUCUCCUGGCUGCAGCGCAACCUCAAAGAGCGGCCCCUGCCCCGGGUCGAGCGGCCCAUCCGGCCCAUUGUGUCCAGCACGUGCGGCAGCAAGGAGCGGCCCAAGAAGAGGGUGACCUUCAGCUCCUCCUCCAUCGUCUUCAUCAUCACCAGCGACGACUUCCGCCAGCUGGGCGUGGCCGCCAAGGCCGGAGACUCCCCGGAGGUCAACGUCAUUCAAGUGAGGCCGCUGUGAUGAGCGCGGACUGGACCGCUCAGCCCAGCACUCAGUACGCCUCAGGGGCCCAACAUGCUGUUUCAAGCCAAAACCCUCCUGUCUGACCUCUGGAUGUUUCUGUGUCUGCAACAGAUUUGUAUCAUCCUCAACCAACAUCAGCUGUGGUGACAUAUGUGACUUAUACUGUAGUUAACUGGGAGUAGGGUGUUUCUGAACUGGCUGCGAUGGUCAUAGUGAAGGACCUGAGUUUGACAGCAGAUUGUUUGGUUGGUACCCAACUGAAAGUGUGUAACAUGGAAACAAGCCUUAGCUUCUAAGUUCAAUAAAUGACAUUACUGUGUAUGGAUUCAAUAAACUAGACUAUUUUAGGCUA
Molecule: messenger RNA, 1649 nt
Organism: Betta splendens (Siamese fighting fish)
Lineage: Eukaryota; Metazoa; Chordata; Actinopteri; Anabantiformes; Osphronemidae
Gene: opn3
Product: opsin 3
Biological process (GO): G protein-coupled receptor signaling pathway; visual perception
Cellular component (GO): photoreceptor outer segment; membrane
Molecular function (GO): G protein-coupled receptor activity
Source: RefSeq, a predicted model, not a curated record